AGAUAUGUCGGAAAAUUUGAACAUAAUAUAGCACACACAAAUACUGUCACGCAGCAAGAUAUUGAAGAAGAUACAUUGUCUAAGAAGGAUGUAAAGAGUAUCGAGUCUCUUCGUGAACAAUUGGAACAAAAUAAAGAAAAAUUAAGAACUAUAAAAUCAACGCAACAAGAAAUGACAACGAACGUAAAAGUGACUGACAUCAAGAAGAUCAAUUCGUUAAGUAUGAAUGAUUUGAUUGCAAAGAACGAUCUGAUGAAACAAAACGCAUAUCUUCAGUUUAUAGCAGUGAACGAGCAAAAUGAGCUUAAGAAACUUCGUGCUCAACUUCAAAUGCAGUACAACAGAUCCAAUAUGCCAGAUGAAAAAUUGGAAAUCACUACGUGCACAGAUUUUUUACAGAAAACUAAUAUGAUGAAUAAGAUUGUGGAGUUGAAAAACGAAAUACUAAAACUUAAACUCAAGAAUCAGCAGUACGUGAAGAAGAUAGAAAAAUUUUGCAACGAGGAGAAUACAGACGUUAGACAUCUAGAAUAUGAUCCUGAAAAUAGCAAGAAUCAAAAAGCUAAAUAUGAGAAAUAUGAGUCUAACGUACAAAUAAAGCUGAUGAAUAGAAUAUCAACGUUGUGUAAGGAAAUUGAAUGGUGGAAGCAACGAUUUGAAAGAAAUCAAGCUGCACUGAUAACAAUGACGAGCGAGAAACAGAAAGCAGAGACGGAGUUAAUGGAAUUUGUCAAAAAAGUGACCGAGCUUCAAAAUAUGUGCGACAUAUUCGAAAGAGAGAAGUUAAAUUUGCUACUACAGAUAAAGAAUGAGAUUAAAAAAGCGUCUGAGACGGAAUCAUUUAAUGCUUUGUCACCGCAGAAGAGCAUUCUUUAUAAAGAGAAUCAAAUAUCAUCUGAAACAAAUAGUGUAGCGUCGAACAUACAAAACACCUUAAAAAAUCAAGUUCCUGAAAUUAUUGCUAAAGGUUCUGACAAAUACUAUAUUACAUUACCAUCAGUAAUAUGGCGACAAAUAAUAAUGGAAGAUGGAGAUUAUAAUUACAUUACACUGCCUACAAUAAAGAUCGCUAAUACAGACAAAACAGUGAAAUCACGAAAACAAGUAGAUACAGAUUCUAAUAAAGAUUCUCUAGAAGAAUUGCUGACCGAGCUUGAAAACAAAUUGAAAGAAAAACUAAAUCAAGAUUCUGUUAAAAUAGCAGAAUUGUCAAAUGAUCUGAAAACAAAUGAUAAAUCAACCUUUGUGGAAGAGCCAGUGUCAGCUUCGAUUAAAAACUUUAAUAAAGAUUGCAUUACGUCACCAUCAAUUAUGCGACAAAUAGAAGAAGAAAAUUGUGAUUACAUUAUGCCGUUAAUAUCAUCACCGAAUAUUGUCGAUAAAGAAUUGAACAAAGCAGUGGAAUCACCGAAACAAGUAGAUAAAGACUCCCACGAAGACUCUGUAACAGAAUUAUUAAUGAAUCUUGAAGACUACAUAAAUAAAAUACAAGAUAAAAAUUUUGUUAAAAUAAUGAAGUUAUUAGAAGAAAAAGAAGCUUCAAUUUUAACUAAAGACUUUAAUCAAGAUUGCAUUACAUCAAUAAUGCGACAAACAGAAAAAGAAAAUGAUUAUGACAUUUCGUUAUCAUCCAAUAAAGACGUACUGAUGGAACCGUUGUCAGAUUUUCAAAAUAAGUUAAAUAAGAAAAUAAAUAAAAAUUUUGUUAAAUUGAUGGAGUUAUUAGAAGAUCUGAAAACAAAUGUUAAAUCGACCGUUGUAAAAAAGCAAGUUCCAGCCUUGAAUGAAGAUUUCGAUAAAGACAGCAUUACAUCAAUAGGACAAAUGGAAGAAGAAAAUUAUGAUUAUAAUUACAUUACGCCACCAUCAAUAUCGUCAUCGAAUACUGUUGACGAAGAAUUAGAGAAAAUAGAUAAAUUACCGAUGAUUAGAUCGCUAUCAGUAAUGCGACAAAUGGAAGAAAAAAAUUAUGAUUAUGAUUACGCUUUGUUACCAUCAAUAUCGCCAUCGAAUAUCAUCGAUCAAAAAUUGGACAAACCAGAUAAAUUAUCGAGUACUACAUCGUCAUCAAUAACGCGACAAAUGGAAGAAGAAAAUUAUGAUUAUGAUCACACUUCUAUACCAUCAAUAUCGCCUCCAAACGUCAUCGAUCAAGAAUUGGACGCAGCAGAUGAAUUACCGAGUAUUACAUCGAUAUCAAUAAUGCGACAAAUGCAAGAAGAAAAUAAUAAUUGUUUUUACAUUACGCCACCAAUAUCGCCAAGAAUUAUCGACAAUAACGAAUUGGACAAAGUUGAAUCACCCAAACAAAUAGAUAAAGACUCCAAUAAAGACGCUGUGACAGAACCGAUAGAAGACGAUACGGAGAAACUAAAUAAAAGUGCUGUUAAAAUAAUAGAGUUAUUAGAAAAUUUAAAAGUAAAUUAUAAAUCAACAUCCUUAGAAGAGCAAGUUCCACCAACGUUGACUAAAGACUUCAAUAAAGAUUCCAUUACAUUGCCAUCAAUAGGACAAACAGAAGAAGAAAAUUAUAAUUAUGAUUACAUUAAGCCAUUAUCAAUAUCAUCACCGAAUAUCGCCGAUAAAGAAUUGGACAAAGCAGUUGAAUUAUCGAAACAAGUAGAUAGAAACUCAAGUAAAGACAUUUCAACGAAAUCGCUGACGGAGCUUGAAGACACAACGAAUAAAAUAAUAAAUAAAGAAAUUACUGAAGUAACGGAUUUAUUAGAAGAUUUAAAAACAAAUGAUAAGUCAAUUAUUGUCGAACAAAAAGAACAAGUUCAACAGAAAGAUAAAGUAACGGAUGGUGAGAAAAAAAAUAAGAGAGAUGAUAUGAUUUUUAUGAAAAAUUUAAUAUUGUCACUUCCAUUUUACGAGUUACCACUUUCUAAUAUUACCAAAGAUCAGAGCAUUGUAAAAACUGUGGACAGAGUAAGUCAAAGUCAAUCGACUGCUGAUUAUCAAUCAUUCGACAAUUGCAGUUUGUGUCAAAAAUCAUUUAAUUAUCAUACAUUUGAACAACGUGAGAAAAAUCAGCUUGGCUCUAAUGAGAUAAAUGCAAAUAUAAAUGAUAAUCAUACAAAAUGUCAAUAUUGUAAUUUAGCUGCAGAUAUUCUAAUGAUAAAAUAUAAUGAUACGAUUGAUCAUGUAAACAACAAAUUUCAAACUACUGAGAAUAAUAAAAAUGAAGAGCACGGACAUGUAUCAAGCGAAGCUGUUGAAAAAGAUCAAAUCAUAAAUGUUAUAGAAGAAAAUGAAAUCGAAGAAAAAAAUACAGAUUCAAACGCAGUCAGUAAUAAAAAAUUACCUUACGCAAAAGAUGUAAUAUUUGAAAACAAUAUCGAAGCCUUGGCUCAAAAAGAAAUCUUGAACAUAGAAAAUACAUCUAACGUUGCACCUAAAAUUGAUUAUAAAUUAAAUAAAAGAAUUGCUCAAAAUAAUAAUUGGACUUUAUAUAUGGAAACUGUAUUUUGACUAUUAUUAUUAUUAUAUUAUUCUGCGAUAUUAUCAAUAUUUAUCAGUGAAGAUUAUUUAGAUAGCAUAGAUGAUAUUUCGUUGAAGAUCUCAUCAAAACUAUAUAUGGACAUCGGAGGAUAAUUACAUCGAAGAAAAUUUCAUACAUUAACAUAAAGAAAUGGACAAAAGGAAAAUGAAAUAAAUAUAUCGAUAAAGACACGAUUCCAACAACAAAAAUGUAAUAUAUGUAUACGACAUUUCAAUCUGAUCGUCUGAAAUAUCUUCGUUACUUCAAUAGUGUAAAGGAAUUAUUGUGAAGAAACAAAAACUAUGUUUGAUACGAAAGAACGCAUAUUGACGUAACGGACUUUUAACUAAUAACUCUUACUUUUACAAUUACUUUUUUUAAGCAAUUUGAUUUUCGAAAUUUAAAAAUUAUUGAU
This is a messenger RNA of Nylanderia fulva, 3899 nucleotides long. The record is from RefSeq and is a predicted model, not a curated record. Lineage: Eukaryota; Metazoa; Arthropoda; Insecta; Hymenoptera; Formicidae.